Molecule: messenger RNA, 776 nt
Organism: Laetiporus sulphureus 93-53
Lineage: Eukaryota; Fungi; Basidiomycota; Agaricomycetes; Polyporales; Laetiporaceae
Exons: 3
Coding region: 301-759 (152 amino acids)
Source: RefSeq, a predicted model, not a curated record
GCCUGAUUGCAUGAUUGGUAUAUGACUCGAUAUUAUUGCUGUCGGACAGAUGCCACAUCGCAAGCGUUUGUUCUUACUAAUGGCCCCGGGUCGUGGCAGGUGGAACCAGAUGAACACUGAACGGCGACCGCCUGCUUUGGAGCUGUGCCCGCGUUCGUUCCGAUCCGGACAUCGCAAACGAUGCCUUGAUUGGAAAACAUAGCCUCAAGCGUUAAUAUCCGAUGUGCAUAUAAAAAUGCUGCGAUGGGUCAAGCUUAACCAUCCGAAGACCCACAUAUCCGCUUCUAAAUCGUCUCAAUUAUGUCUCCCACUGUCCCUCUUGGCCCGGGACCUGAAGUCAUCUCCCUGACAGUGUUCGUCAGGAACGGCCUCAGCUCCAUCUAUUCCGCUACCUCGCAGGCAGCCUUCGACAAGGCAUUCAGCGAUUUCUUCCACAACGACGCCAAGAUCACGGUGAACGGCAAACACCUCACCCUUGCUCAGUACAAGCAACAGCUGCAGGGAGAGAAGUUCCUCGAGCAAAGCUCGCAGGUGUCGAUCCUCAACUCUGUCGAGGUGACCACCGGACGGGUUGGGCUGAUUGAGACGGGCAGUGUUGGAAUCUACUACAAGGUCCAACUCUACGAGCGAUUGCUCUUCAUGGGUGCUCCCGUCGAGAGUAUCCUAAAUUCGUCUUUGAAUGCUCAGGUCACUGCUGAGGGAAAUGUAGUCAAGGUCUCCGCACUCGAUGAGGUUGCAUUCGACCAGGUUCCGCGUUAAGUUUGAGAAUCGAUUUG